AUGUCGAUGUUUAUGAACCCGUAUAGCUCGCAAGAGGUUGAUGAGCAACGGCUGGAGAUAGCUCAAGUCCAAUUUGAUGCAAUGACGACCUCUUUCAAUACUAUGCUGCGAGGUUGCAUGGAAAAAUGCAUCCCACACGAGUACGGUGAAGCAGACCUAAAUAAAGGCGAAAUGACCUGCGUGGACCGGUGUGUCGCCAAGAUUCACUACACAAACCGCCUCGUGGGUGGGCUGGCGCAAGCUCGUAACGUGGGACCGGAUCAUCUGCAGCACUACGAACGGUUCAAGAAGCAAUAG
Lachancea nothofagi CBS 11611 is the source of this 297-nucleotide messenger RNA. The record is from the annotation of a GenBank genome assembly. Lineage: Eukaryota; Fungi; Ascomycota; Saccharomycetes; Saccharomycetales; Saccharomycetaceae.